Messenger RNA from Erpetoichthys calabaricus (reedfish), 1841 nucleotides. RefSeq names its product carbonic anhydrase VI (gene ca6). The record is from RefSeq and is a predicted model, not a curated record. Gene Ontology annotation, molecular function: zinc ion binding; carbonate dehydratase activity. Lineage: Eukaryota; Metazoa; Chordata; Cladistia; Polypteriformes; Polypteridae.
CUCGUACCCUCAGGCUGGGCUUUUAAGGGCGUUCUGUUACAGCGAGAGGCCAUUAACCCCUCUGCUUACUUUCAGACUGCAUUUGCUGCUCACCACUGCUUAAGAUGAGGAGUUUUAUUUUCUGCUCUUUGGUUUAUCUUUUCUUUGCAGCUUUUGCCUUACGAAAGCACAUGUCAGAGGCAAUACACUGGUCGUAUAAAGAGGGAAUUUUGGAUGAGGUACACUGGGGAGACAGCUACCCGGCGUGCACAGGCAAACGUCAGUCUCCAAUUGACAUCCAGCGGAAGAAAGUCCAGUACAACUCUCAGCUGCUGCCGUUGGAACUGAGUGGGUUUGAUGGGCUGCAACAAGGAAAUUUUCUUGUGACCAACAACGGGCACUCAGUUCAGAUCGACCUUCCAUCCACCAUGAGCAUUGUCAAAGGUCUGCCCAACAAAUACACAGCAACCCAGAUGCAUCUCCACUGCGGUGGAAUGGACAUGGAGGCGAGUGGCUCUGAACACACGGUGGACGGCAUGCGAUACCUUGCUGAGCUCCAUAUUGUUCUUUACAACUCUGAUAAAUAUGCUAGCUUUGAUGAGGCCAGAGACAAACCAGAUGGACUGGCUGUGCUUGCAUUUUUCUAUGAGGAUGGACAUUUUGAGAACACUUACUACAGUGACUUCUUGUCUUUACUAGGAAAAAUCCAGUAUGCAGACCAGACCACCACCAUGACUUCCAUCAAUGUGCGGGCGAUGCUACCAGAAAACCUUUCCCAUUUUUACAGGUACCAUGGGUCACUGACUACCCCACCAUGCUUUGAGAGCAUCACCUGGACAGUGUUUGACACUCCUAUAACUCUGUCUUAUAACCAGAUUAGAAUCUAGAGAAUGCUUUGCCUAGACUGGGAGAACAAAACUUUGAGAAAUGACUACCGACAUGCCCAGCCCCUGAAUGAACGGGUGGUCCAGGCUUCCUUCUUGCCCCGCCUUGGUCAAGGAGCUUUUUGUCGCCAAGAAGAAAUUGAAGCAAAACUGGUAAAAAUAGAAGGCCUGAUACUUUCUUGCCAUUUCUCUUGUCCUUCAGGUGUCAAGUCCAUUGCUCCACUGGCUUUACACUUCUCAUCUAAGAACACUGAUAGCUAUGCACAGGUGCACGUCCUACAUGGCAUGAUGCUGAGUGCCUUCACUGUCUGUGCCCACGCCAAGACCAGGCAUGAGGGAGUCCAGACCAUCCUGUCUUAUUCUGGCCCAAACUAUGACAAUGAACUUGUUCUGAGCACUGGCCGAGAGGUUGGCCUUUGGAUAGGCGGACACUUCAUCAGCUUUGCUUUGAACUGGUGGGCUGUGGAAUGGACACAUUAUUGUAUCACGUGGGCAUCCCACUCUGGAGGGGCAGAGCUCUGGAUAAAUGGUGUGGUGGGACCAGAGAAAUAUAUCCGGAGAGGGCAUGUGAUCAGAUCAGGUGGAACCUUUAUAAUUGGCAAGGAUCAGGAUGGACUGCUGGGCUUCUCUGAAAUAGACUCUUUUGUUGGUCACCUGAGUGACAUCAACAUCUGGGACUACGUCCUGAGUGCCACAGACAUCAGAGAGCUCAUGAAGUGCAGGGACCUCGGCAGUAGAGGGAAUGUCAUUGCAUGGGGCGUUAACAAGAUGUCUCUUUUUGGUGGGGUGGGAGUUGAACAAGACACUAGAUGUGCUUAAUGAGGGGUGCUGCUAUACCGUACAUCUGUGACCCCGGUAAGAUGUGUGACGGCUCAUCUUCGGAUUCAUUUGGGAGUGUGAGAUGCAACCGACAAAAAUCCUGGUUAUUUGUAUUAUUGUUGUGUGCAACAAAAAUAAAAAAAAUGAUUAUACAAUUUA